Psylliodes chrysocephalus is the source of this 1947-nucleotide messenger RNA. The record is from the annotation of a GenBank genome assembly. Lineage: Eukaryota; Metazoa; Arthropoda; Insecta; Coleoptera; Chrysomelidae.
AAAACUUAUGCUAAACGAUAAAUAAAACACUGGACAUAAAAAAUCACAGAAUCACAGAAUCACCCACAUAAGGAAUGCAUAGGCGGAUUUUAAGAAAAUUGAUAUUAAAGUAGUUAGGAUGAACCGAAAAUUCUGAAAAUCAAUAGGGUCCUAAGUUAGAAGUAAUUAUUCAAGAAAAUGAAAAUCGCAAGUCAAUCAGAACUUUCGUUCUAGAGUUAUCGUGCCGGCAUACAUACACACAGAUGACCAGAUGAAUUUUUUUUUGCAUUUUCGGACUCAGAAUGAUCAGAAACAUAAAAAAACUUUUAAAAAAUGGGGGUCAGAAAAUUUUUUCGUCUGCACGAAUGCAAUACUGAGGCCCGAUAGGAAAUCUGUUUUGAAGUUAUUUCAACUAAACCGAUGUUAGAAUGCCUCCUUCAAUGAGCUCAAGAUCCUUUAUUAAGCGUUUUUGGAUUGAGGUAGUGUUGUAUUUACCUUUAAGUGCGAUGAGCGACAAGAAAGAAGACGAAUUGUCAUUUCCAAGUAAUUUUCUUUUUGGUGUAGCGUCAAGUGCUUAUCAAAUUGAAGGAGGAUACAAUGCUGACGGAAGAGGCGAAAGUGUUUACGAUUUCUAUACUCACAAAAAUCCUGAGAAAUUCGAUAAUUCAAGUAAUGGAGAUAUAACCUGCGAUUCUUACAACCAAUGGAGGAAAGAUGUAAAAUUACUAAUAGAAUUAGGCGUAGAUUUUUAUAGAUUUUCAAUUUCAUGGUCCAGAAUUCUUCCUAACGGUUACGCCAAUAAAAUUAAUCAAGCAGGUGUUAAAUAUUACAACGAUCUCAUAGACGAAUUGAUUGCUAAUGGAAUUCAGCCAAUGGUGACUAUAAACCACAUGGAUCUACCAAUGUCUUUGCAACAUCUAGGAGGCUGGACUAAUACUGUAAUCUCCGAUCAUUUCAUGAACUACGCUAAAAUUUUAUUUGAAAACUUUGGAGAUAGAGUGAAACACUGGAUAACAAUAAAUACAACUUCUAUGGGUUACAAUGAUGACAUUUUUCCUCCUUAUAUGAACCAGCCUGGUAUAGCGGACUAUCUAGCUAUCCGUGUUAUGGUUUUAUCCCAUGCCAAGGUUUACAGACUUUAUCAGAAGGAGUUCAGUGAGCAAAAAGGAAAAAUCGGAUUAGUAGUAGAUACCCGUUGGUUUGAACCAGUAAGUUCAUCCGAAGAAGAUAUAAGAGCAGCUGAAAUAGUUAUGGAAUUCGAGGUUGGCAUUUAUCUGAAUCCGUUUUUUCAUCCAAAUGGAGAUUUUCCUGAGGUAGUUAAAAAAAGAGUGGAAAUGAUUUCAAAAAUCGAAGGAUACCCACAAUCGAGACUUCCUUCCUUUACACCAGACGAAAUAGAUUUUAUCAAAGGCAGUUGUGAUUUUAUAGGUACCAAUCUAUACACAUCAUUUUUAGUGGAAAAUCGUGAAGAUUCAUUAUUCAAUACUACUUCAAUUCAGAGAGAUGAAGGCGCUAAAGUAUUUCAAGAUGCCUCGUGGAAAAAAUCGGCUUCUGAUUGGCUAACGGUUUAUCCAGAAGGCGCGCAGAAGGCAUUAAGGUGGAUUAAAGAAAAAUAUAACAGUCCUGAAAUAAUUAUAACAGAAAAUGGUUUUUCUGACUUAGGAGGAAUAAAUGACGAUGACAGAAUCGAUUAUUUACGGACAUAUUUAAAAGCCAUAUUAAGAGCCAUUUAUAUAGACAAGGUGAAUGUUAGAGGAUAUGCCGUGUGGAGUUUAAUGGAUAAUUUUGAAUGGGCAUCUGGUUACAGGGAAAAAUUUGGACUGUACUCUGUUGAUUUCAAUGAUCUUAGCAGACCAAGAACAAAGAAAAAAUCUGCUACCUGGUACCAAAAUGUUAUAAAAGAGAAAAGAAUAAUGGAUUAACUAAUAAGAAUACAUUUUGAACAAAUAAAGUUGAUUUUGUAGAUAA